Molecule: messenger RNA, 824 nt
Organism: Schistocerca cancellata (South American locust)
Lineage: Eukaryota; Metazoa; Arthropoda; Insecta; Orthoptera; Acrididae
Exons: 4
Coding region: 12-638 (208 amino acids)
Source: RefSeq, a predicted model, not a curated record
AGAAGGAAUUAAUGAAUUUAGCUAGCGAUUUGUCUCAUAGCUGGCACAAUAUUGAGAAAGCAGCGGAAAAAGCUAGAAGGAAACGUUCACAGGUAGACAUAGAAUGCAAGGAAGCACCAAAUCAUCUCACAGAACUAAUGAACCAAUUGAGAAGAGCUUCAGCAGAGGAACUUAAAGCUUUGCAUGAAACCAUGGUAUCACUGAUGAACAGAGAUUCUACUUUACAAGAGACAUUGGACUUUGGUACAGCAUAUAAUGACUUGUUCUAUAUACUGGAUCUUGUGGCGCAAAAGAGGAUGGCAAGACAUGUGACACUAAGUUUACCUGAAAUGUCUAUCCUCGCAGACGAUCCUCGUUUAGAGCAUCUCAUUGGCAUGCACUCAGAUGAAACACGUGAAUCUGAAAGUUCCAACAAAUUCUCAAAUACCUGUGAGUGGAAUCAACAUAUGGAUGCUUUACUGUCUAAUAAUGAUCAACUGGUUCAAUCAUUAAGAGACCUCAUUGCUGUAUGGUGGCAACAACCAUUUGAGACAGGUGUUCCAGAAGAUAUGGUUGUGAAUGGAAAGAACAUAUUGCAGCAUACAGCACACUGGGAUCGUGUAACAGCUUUCGUGGAAAGAAAGCAAAUGAAGGAAUAAGUUGUGGGGAAAUCAUAUUUGAAAAUUAGGAUUUACAAAUUUUUAUAGAUAACAUCAUAUUGUUUUAAUACUUAACAAAAGCUAUGUUGCUCUGUUAACUUGCAAGAACCUGGUUGAGUUAUAGCUUUUUAUACGUUUAUCUGUGCAAUAUGUAAAUUAAAAUAAACUUUCUUCAUUAUACUACUA